This is a messenger RNA of Marchantia polymorpha subsp. ruderalis, 1939 nucleotides long. The record is from the annotation of a GenBank genome assembly. NCBI's taxonomy places the organism in Eukaryota, Viridiplantae, Streptophyta, Marchantiopsida, Marchantiales, Marchantiaceae.
GUAUCAUACCAUUCAUCGACCUGUUACGUAAAGAGACAUACCUCAUCCUCACUUAAAUGCUUGCCCAACGUACAGCCUUUGGAUAUACCCCAAAGGUCAGACCUUGUCUUACGGUAGACAAAGCUCCGGACUCUUCCCUGCCGAAACUAUCUUUCGAAGACAACAUACUCAUCGGAGGCUCAUAGGAUCGAUCUCUUGCGCCGCCUCGGAAGUAAGAACUGUAUUGAGAGAAUCUUUUCUGCGCUAAAACAUUCAUCGACGGUUGUGUCUUCAAGAUCCUGGCCGGGUGGUGAAAUAAAAGAAGUACCAAGUGGCAUUGGACAAUCCGAAUAGAAGAAGGGAGGGCCGAGGCACCGCUGGAAGGAGGUAGAAACUUCAUUAGAGAGUGAAGAGGUCGGUUCUAUUUCUAGAGGAGCACGGGCUACAGAACAGGACAAGGAGCUUCUCGGCAGGCAGCAAAAAGUCAGAUUUCAGUGGCAGAUGCAAGCAGUUCUUGUUGUUUGAACCUUAGAACCAGGAUAGGAAGAAUUAGUUCAAUCGCUCAGUAAAUUGCAAGGAUUGGUGAUGGGAGAAGAUGGAGUACCAGGCGGAUUGAAACUACAGAAUACGCCAAAGUUACGAGAUUUCAUGAAGAAAGUAGCUGGGAGCCCCAAGACUUCCGCCGAUUGUCGCUGUGACAUGAUCAAGUAUGAGAAGGAAUCCGCUGUGCCAUAUGAAAUUCUACGACAGGCCUUCGCCCAACGGGCCUUAGACGACCUCCAACCAAUCCAUGAAGUGCUUGUUGGAUCCUCAUUCGUUUUGGAAAGUCCCAAACCUCGUGAAAAGAGUGAGGAGCUGAAGGCUCGACUACAAAAGUUACAGGAGUUGGCCGAUAAUAAGGCUUACGAGAAGCUUGUCUCUGAUGUUACUAAGAAGAGCAAUUAUGAACCGGAGGUUUUCUCUUCUUACAAGGAACAGCUGGGUUUUGGGCUACACGUGGUGGUGACUAUGUUCACAGGCUUUGCGUUCGGAUAUUCAGUCUUCAGGUCGCAGUUUCGUGAUAACCCUGUGAUUCAUGCGGCAGGUGGAGCCUUGGGAUUGAUCAUAGGAAUGCUCUUGGAAACUCUUCUUUUCAUCGUGCGCGAUGCACAGAAAGCAAAGCAUGAGGAACGCCGGUCCAAAAAAACGGCACAUAAUGACUCUACACGUACAAUUGCCCCUGAUGUCUUCACCACCACCACCACCAAUUCAUCUACGAGGCCUCCCGGUCCGGUCAAACGCAAGGUAGCGAGGAUUCCAUUCAGCACUUCCUGACGGAAGAUGAUUGCGCUUUUCUUGGUGAUCGAGGUUGACAAUUGAAAGACCAGUCAUGAUGGAUACAGUUUUAGAAUCCUUUGGCUGCAAAAAAUCGUUCAUCGUCAUAGUAUAUUCAAAGCGGCUUGCAUCCAAGAGGACGGGAUAAACUGGAUUCUAGGGAGGGGAGGAAAAAAAUAUAGGGUGAUUUCAAGCCUGGAGGUUUGAUUUGAGUAGGUGGCAACAGGUAAAGGCAUAUAUGAUAUUCGGAAUCUCCUUGUAUCUUCUGAAGAUGAAUAGGAUGUCCAGAAACUUAUCUUCCUCACAGUGCACUCCAAGUACAUCCAGUGGGGCAGCAAGCCACCGUAGAACAUCGAGUGACAUCCAGAAACUUGGUUUUGAACUCCACGUUGAAAAGCGUGUACGCUCUUCAGUUUCUUGUCUUCUCCUACAUUCAGCAGUGAGUCAACACAUUGCACAUGUGAAGGUUUAGCUUCUCAAUAAAGCAUGCAACUAUCAAGUACAUGAUAGAGAGGAUUGUCCCCUUGGUCCGAAUUGAUGUCCAGGAAAAGUUUCGUCGUCUGCAGCACGUAGUGUCUGGUGUGAAAACCAAGAGACCAGAGCAAUACAAGAGAAGUAUUUUUUUGUUCUCAAAGAUAUAUUUUUU